AUGGCCACAGCAGAGAGACGACACGACCUGCACUUAACAACUUCAGGCGUCGCGCUACAUUACACCCCUGCCAGAUACUUCCCACCCUCUAACUUCAAAUCAUUUUUGAAAGAUCCUCUCCCUCUGAAACUGAGAGAAAAGGACACUCUUCAUCCAUACGAUGAGGUUUUUAAUAACUUUGAAACCACUACUGGCUCAACUCAUAAUCUCAAGACCAUCGGAGGGCUGCUUGGCCAUCCACGCCACAUAAAAGUUCCCAAUCACUGGAAUGUUCAUUAUAUGAAGGAUUUGUCAGAAAAGCUGAGCAGGCGAGACUGGAGGACUCCGCUGAAUAUGGUGAACCAAACGAGUGAAAUGAAGGACAAAUACACCGGGAGACUCCCACAAACCCUGGACACUGCAUUUAAGGCUGGACCUCAGCCGUUCAAUCUGGCUAACCAUCACACCAAUGGACCAUCUAAAAAUAUCAUUGCCAGCACGGAGAAUCCAGCCCUGGCUGGCAAGGAGUAUUACGUACGAGACAAAGAUGUUCUGCGACUUAACGACAUUUAUUUAACCACAACCAACAAGGAUUUCAGGGCCUUUAAGAAGGAGGAGUUGGAAGGCUUUCCAAAGAAAGACAUACCAACCUACUGGGAAAUGGAAGACUACCCAAAGACCUGGGGCCAUGGGCUGAAGGAGAAUCCUCUGCCCAAAGACGCCCAGAGGAUUGUCCGUGGUCCUGGCCCGAUGACUGACCCCAGUGUGUUCCGAGCGGCCACGAGAAUUCCUCCUCUCCCCAGGCACCUGCCACCUGUCCCAAAUCGGGGACUCAAGACACAGUAUCAGGAUGUGUACCAACAACCCAAUGAUGUCAAGCGCAAACAGGACCUCUACUACCAGUUUCAGGCCCCAUGGGUGAUGACCCGGGCAGGCUCAACCCCGGAGAUCCUGUCUGUUCCCCACAUGUACAAGACAGAAUAUAUGUCAUAUGGGAAUGAGCGGCCAGUGAUCAUGUAA
Hemiscyllium ocellatum (epaulette shark) is the source of this 999-nucleotide messenger RNA. RefSeq names its product stabilizer of axonemal microtubules 3-like. Bases 1 to 999 code for a protein of 332 amino acids. Lineage: Eukaryota; Metazoa; Chordata; Chondrichthyes; Orectolobiformes; Hemiscylliidae. The record is from RefSeq and is a predicted model, not a curated record. The transcript is spliced from 5 exons.